Molecule: messenger RNA, 1128 nt
Organism: Adelges cooleyi (spruce gall adelgid)
Lineage: Eukaryota; Metazoa; Arthropoda; Insecta; Hemiptera; Adelgidae
Exons: 4
Coding region: 165-812 (215 amino acids)
Source: RefSeq, a predicted model, not a curated record
ACAACCAUCCGUUACAAAACCAGAUACCUACAAAAUAACAGUAUCCAGGUAAAAAAAAAUCACGAGUCACACAUACUCACACUUGUAUACAAGUUCAGCGCUCAGUACGUUCCGGUGGCUACUAUACUUUGGUUUAGAUUGGAUGACAACAGUUUGUAACCGUCAUGAAGUUCUUAUGGUCAACUUUGAUGUUAUCUGGAUUUUUGUCGGUACCGUGUCUUCGUGCGGCGUCACUGCACCGGAAAAGCGAAUUUGUACAAUUGGACGAGCCGCUUUUAGAUCGCAUUCAACAGACGACCGAAGAGAUAGUGAGGAAUUCGACGAUAGAAUUUGUCGAUCACGAAACCCAAACCAUGAUCGAUUUGUUUGUUAAUAAUUUGAAAAUCUUAGUCGAAGAUCUCAAACGCAACUCGAGUAUGGAGAACAUUACUGACGUCGGUGACGUUCGGAUGAAGGAGAUGCAGAAAAGAGGAUUGACUAUGUUCGAAAAUACAGUUAUCACCAUAGACUACAUUGUUUCUAAAAUAAACGUUUUAAACAAAUCCGUCGAAGAGCUGGAACAGUUCGACAAGUACAUCGUAGACGAGACAAAACGAUUGGAUGAAAGUUCUGGCGAAGUUUUAAAAAAAAAAUCGUCAAUGGUUUCGGACAAAAUCAAAAUGUCGAAAAGGUUCAUCGAGAAACACAUCGACCGCUUAAAAGAAGGCAACGUGGUCCUUAAGGGCAUCGGAAAAGACAUGAUGGCGGCGUUGAAAGUCCACGAUAUCUACGAUUUAUAUAGGUUGAUUUUACAAUGGAGUAAAAUGAAUUAGAAGGAACCAAUCGUCCGUCCUACUAACAAGCGAAAAUAUUAAUCUAGGUACAAAUUAUUUAUUUAUUACUAUGAACAACUAAUCAUUUCACUAUAUAAUUUUUAAAAAUCAAAGUGCUAAACAAAAAUUGCACAUUAAAUUGUACUUUUAAUAUUCAUAUUUUUUCAUCAUUAUACAUGUACGAAUGAUGGAUAAUAAAACAUUUAUUUUUGUCACUAUGAUAACAAGCUUUAUUUUUAAGGAUUUUGCAGUUACAGUUUAUGUAAUAUAAUGGCAUUGUGUUAUUUGAAAUAAAUAACGAUACUAUAGUGUAACC